CUCCGCCCCCCAGGGACCGCUAUAAAGCGCGUAGGCAGAGCUUCCCCCACGGGUCACCGUGACUGUGGGAUAAACCAAACCCAGGCCGUUUGCAGGACCGGUCUCCCGCCGCCACCGCCACCAUGCCGUUCGGAAACACCCACAACAAAUACAAACUGAACUUCAAGCCGGAGGAGGAGUUCCCCGACCUGACCAAGCACAACAAUCACAUGGCCAAGGUGCUCACCCCGGACCUGUACAAGAAGCUGCGCGACAAGGAAACCCCUAGCGGGUUCACCCUGGACGACAUCAUCCAGACCGGAGUGGACAACCCCGGACACCCGUUUAUCAUGACGGUGGGCUGCGUGGCCGGGGACGAGGAGUCGUACGUGGUCUUCAAGGACCUGUUCGACCCCAUCAUCCAGGACCGCCACGGCGGCUACAAGCCCACGGACAAGCACAAGACGGACCUGAACCACGACAAUCUCAAGGUUGGGGAGGAGGGCGGCGGGGGCGCCGGACGGCGGGGGCGGCCAGGUGGGCGGGGGCGGCGGCUAAAGGUCCUUCCCUCCCCUCCCUGCCCCCUCCCCGCUUCUCCCGUUCGCUUCCCGUCCCCCCAGGGCGGCGAUGACCUGGACCCCAACUACGUGCUGAGCAGUCGCGUCCGCACGGGCCGCAGCAUCAAGGGCUACACGCUGCCCCCACAUUGCUCCCGCGGGGAGCGCCGCGCCGUGGAAAAGCUCUCGGUGGACGCCCUGAACAGCCUGACGGGCGAGUUCAAGGGUAAGUACUACCCGCUCAAGAGCAUGACGGAGCAGGAGCAGCAGCAGCUGAUCGACGACCACUUCCUCUUCGACAAGCCCGUGUCCCCCCUGCUGCUGGCCUCCGGCAUGGCCAGAGACUGGCCGGACGCCCGUGGCAUCUGGCACAAUGACAACAAGAGCUUCUUGGUGUGGGUGAACGAGGAGGAUCAUCUCCGGGUCAUCUCCAUGGAGAAGGGUGGCAACAUGAAGGAGGUUUUCCGCCGCUUCUGCGUCGGGCUGCAGAAGAUUGAGGAAAUCUUCAAGAAGGCCGGCCACCCCUUCAUGUGGAACGAACAUCUGGGCUACGUGCUGACCUGCCCCUCCAACCUUGGCACUGGCCUGCGUGGGGGAGUCCACGUCAAACUGGCCCAUCUCAGCAAACAUCCCAAAUUCGAGGAGAUCCUUACUCGCCUGCGGCUGCAGAAACGGGGCACAGGCGGCGUGGACACAGCAGCCGUGGGCUCCGUGUUUGACGUCUCCAACGCCGACCGCCUGGGCUCCUCGGAAGUGGAGCAGGUGCAGCUGGUGGUGGACGGGGUGAAGCUCAUGGUGGAGAUGGAGAAGAAACUGGAGAAAGGCCAGUCCAUCGACGACAUGAUUCCCGCCCAGAAAUAGGAUGGCCCCACCCCCUCUUUGCUCCUCCCACGGAGCUGCAUUAAAAGUAGUGUGGGGCCCAGC
Messenger RNA from Ornithorhynchus anatinus (platypus), 1460 nucleotides. RefSeq names its product creatine kinase, M-type (gene CKM). The coding region runs from base 123 to 1397 and encodes 424 amino acids. Gene Ontology annotation, biological process: phosphocreatine biosynthetic process. The record is from RefSeq and is a predicted model, not a curated record. Gene Ontology annotation, molecular function: creatine kinase activity. The transcript has 7 exons. Lineage: Eukaryota; Metazoa; Chordata; Mammalia; Monotremata; Ornithorhynchidae.